Messenger RNA from Oryzias melastigma (Indian medaka), 2769 nucleotides. It is a transcript of the gene chst2b, whose product is annotated as carbohydrate (N-acetylglucosamine-6-O) sulfotransferase 2b. NCBI's taxonomy places the organism in Eukaryota, Metazoa, Chordata, Actinopteri, Beloniformes, Adrianichthyidae. The record is from RefSeq and is a predicted model, not a curated record. Gene Ontology annotation, cellular component: Golgi membrane. The transcript has a single exon. Gene Ontology annotation, molecular function: N-acetylglucosamine 6-O-sulfotransferase activity. Bases 733 to 2130 code for a protein of 465 amino acids. Gene Ontology annotation, biological process: carbohydrate metabolic process; N-acetylglucosamine metabolic process; sulfur compound metabolic process.
UGUUUUUUUGGGCACGCGGAGGGUUAUGGGGAGGGGUGUUUCUCACACAUAACAACAGCAUCCGCCCGCCGUCUACCAUUGGGGGUGUUUCCAUGGCAGCUGCUAAAAGACUGACAGGUGGAACGACCAAUAAGCGCCGCUCUUGAACCCUGACGUCACACCGCUAACCAAUCCCCUGCCGCGGUGGGCGGGACCUGUCCUCCUGGAAGGAUUGAAUCGCCUCAGUUUGUUUCAGUGAAACGAGCGCCGGAGCUGGACGUGUUUUGCGGCCGGACACAGCCGCCUCUUCGCUCCUUUUUUGUGUGGGGAGGUUUUAAAGUCUCCCUCCGCCGAGUCGCGCAGUGAUUCCCGGCCGGCUGCGUUCCCCCAGGAUGCCUCAGAGGAGAGCUGCGCAGGGAUGCCUCCGCUGAACAUGGGAAAACAGGGCGUCUGUGAUGAUGAAGGCUCCUUCCUUUUUGUUUUGAACGCGGGCCACCCACCGAAUCACUGCAGCCGUCGGGAUGGACGACUCCAGCCGCCGCUCCUAUGAGGAUCAUUGCGCAGUGCAGUGAGGACUGGAUCUCGCCCCGUCGCUUCCGAACUGCUGCUGAAUAUAUUACCUAAUCAGCCGGUGCUGAAGCGGUGAUAAAUUCCCGGUGCAGCCCGCACACACUCACGCACUGCUGAGCGCAUUGCUGCAUUGUCAAUGUAAACUGCUUUUGUCCGGCGGUGGGAGCCGCUCACAGGUUACAGAUGAGAGGUAAACAGUUUCAUUACCCCCUGAAGUUGACAGCGCCUUGGGAGAAGGAUGCUGGAUUUGGCAGGAAGCUCAAAACUUACAGGAAUCAUACCAAGAUAAUUGCACAGCCUGGGAUCGUGAUGAAAGUGCUCCGCAGGAAAAGGAUUGUGUUAUUUAUGGCCUAUUUCUUGCUGCUGGUGCUCACUAUGCUCAACUUGGCGAAUUAUAAAUGGACCAAAGAGCCCCAGCAGUGCAACCACCAGAUGAGGAGCGCCACUUACCAGAGCAGGUCCGACAUCCGCUUCCUUUACAGGCCCUCCCUGGCCAAGAAGAGGCAGCUCAUCUACGUUCUGACCACCUGGAGGUCGGGCUCCUCCUUUUUCGGGGAGCUUUUCAACCAAAACCCUGAAGUGUUCUUCUUGUACGAGCCGAUGUGGCACAUCUGGCAGAAGCUGUACCCUGGGGACGCGGUGUCUCUCCAAGGGGCGGCCAGGGACAUGCUGAGCUCCUUGUACCGCUGUGAUCUGUCUGUUUUCCAACUUUACAACAGCCCCGGGGGCAAGAACUUCACCUCUUUAGGAUUAUUUGGGGCCACCCUGAACAAAGUGGUGUGCUCCUACCCCCUCUGCUCUGCCUACAGGAAAGACGUGGUGGGGAUGGUGGACGAUAAGGUGUGUAAAAAGUGCCCCCCUCAAAGCCUUCGACUGUUGGAGGAGGAGUGCCUGAAAUACAACACCAUAGUGAUUAAAGGAGUUCGCAUUUUGGACGUUAACGUCCUGGCCCCGCUCAUGGAGGACCCGUCCUUGGAUUUGAAGGUGAUACACCUGGUCAGAGACCCGCGGGCGGUGGCCAACUCCCGGAUCAAAUCCAGACACGGGCUCAUACGGGAGAAUCUACAGGUGGUCCGGAGCCGGGAUCCCAAACUCCGCCGGAUACCGUUCGUGGACCCGGGCCACAAAGCCAACAAAAAAGACGGCUCAGACUAUCACUCCAUCGGAGCCAUGGAGGUGAUUUGUGACCGCACGUCCAGGACUUUGAGGACUGCCUUAAACCCGCCCAGCUGGCUGAAGGGGAAGUACAUGGUCGUACGCUACGAGGAUCUGGUGGAGAACCCGGUCAAGACGCUGAGGAACAUCUACCGCUUUGCCAACCUCACCACCAACCACGACAUCGAGUCGUUUGCGUUAAACAUGACCAGCGGCUCCAGUUCCUCCUCCAAGCCAUUCAUCGUGUCCUCCAGGAACGCCACGCAGGCCGCCAGCGCCUGGAGAACAGUGCUCAGCAUCCAGCAGAUCAAACAAGUGGAGGACUACUGCCACCACUCCAUGUCUGUUCUCGGGUACGAGCGCGUGAGGACAGCGAUGGAGGCCAAGGACUUAAGCAAACCGCUACUGUCCCGCUCCAAGAUUUAAAGAAACAAAUAAAACCCCACACCACCAAAGACCUUUAAUCAGUCUCCAUUUUUGCUUUUUUUCUCUUCUCGUGGAAUUAAAAGCUUUAUUUCAGUGUUCAUGAAGCGCCACAUCAGGAAUGUAUCGCUGCCCUCCGUCAGGCUGCCGGUGAAUGCGAAGGGACCAAUUCUUUUGUUACUACUGGAUGAGUUUGUCAUAAGCAAAGCCUGAGAACUUGAUUACUGAAGCUGCACCAACAGGGAAAAAAAAAAAAUAAGAUUCACGUGUUAAUAUGACACAAAUAAUUGGAUGUUUUGGGGUUAUUUUUGAAUGUUUUAAUCGUUAAAGGUGUUUUUUUUAGCUCUCCAUACUGUCUAAAUGGAUAAGAUUUUCUUUUUCAAGACCAGAGACAAUCAGUGAUUUGGUUUGUUGAUGUGCCAUAGAGAAUUCCUCAGAACCACAAAGUACUGCUUUAUCUAGAAAAUUAAAAAAAGCCACCAGAUCAGAGGACUUUUCUUUAAACGAUGGUUUCUGUGGACAUUAUUACUUCUGAAGUGUCAGUGUGAGCGGUCUGUACCACCAUUUCAAAUGUUUACAAUUGCUUGCUUCUAUGGAAACACAUGAUCUGGGAAUAAUGAGUAAAGUUCACAGUAAACAAGA